This is a messenger RNA of Pelobates cultripes (western spadefoot toad), 442 nucleotides long. The record is from the annotation of a GenBank genome assembly. NCBI's taxonomy places the organism in Eukaryota, Metazoa, Chordata, Amphibia, Anura, Pelobatidae.
GAAUGACCGUGUGCGGCUUUGGCCAAUUCACUUUCCAAAGCACUGGCUGCUGUGGAAGGGUCACAGUGCCUCUACCAACAAAGGCAAAACUCCAGCUAAGCUGGCUAGACAUGGACCCCUGGCAGCUGCCUAUGGGUCGUUACCUCCUGUGACCCCUGAUGCUGCAGGUUUCAAGGUAGUCAAUGAAUUUUACACAUGCAACUCAGAUGCUGAUUCCCACAUGGUCCGGGUUCCUUCUGGGUCCACUUCUGACUAUGUCAAAGAGCCAGUGGUGGAUGACACAUGUACUGGCCAUAUGACAACUUCCACUUUGCCAUCUGAAGGUCCAGUGGAGAUCUUGGACACAGAUGUGGGGCAUCUGUUAUCCGACUCUAGGGUCAUACAACACUAUCGCUCUUUCAAGUGGGCCCCACCUGAUCACAUCAUAGAAUUGAGUACAUAG